AUGCACCACUUGGUCGGCUCAGAAGCGAGAGGUCUACCACGCCUCGGCGGGGCCGGGCGGAUCCACCUGGGUGUCCAGCGUCGACGUGGCAGAGGGCUCGACCCGCCGCUUGGACAACCCGGAAGAGCUGGAGCAAGACCAAGACCUGGGGCAGGACCCAACGUUCAGUCCUCCCUCUCGGAGAUUGCAGGCGACGCCGGCCUCGUGGGUGGAAGUGGUCUGGGGCUUGGAGGUGCGGCAACUGGGUCCUUUCGAUCUGUUUCUGCAGACAGAGACGGACUGCCAGUGCUGAGAAGGGAUACUACCUUCGAUCCUGCCGAUCCGUGGGCGCAGCGGUCCAUCAUGGACUUGGCAGAGAACAUGCCCGAGGACCUCAAGAAGAUUCCGACAACUUCCUUUAUCGAGGCCUUCGAGAUUUGGCUGAAGAGCCAAAAUCUAGAGUAUCCUGCCAGGAACUUCCACUCCAGCAUGAACACCUUCUUGGAAUCGGAAGGGCAGGGCUUCAAGACCUUCGUCUUGAGGGAUGCUGCCAACCGGGUGGUUGCCUUGAAGCUUGGCUUCAAGAUCGUUCCUUCCUUCCCUCGAAGGGAGGUUGAAGAUGGUUGGAACACCACACAUUUGGUGUUGGAGGGAAGAGAAUCACCAGUCAAUCGCCGUGACCUUCUCAGAUGGGUUGGCCGCCACGUCGUCUGCGAUGAUGGCUUGGGAUCGAUAUUUGGACUACCACAAUGA
Messenger RNA from Durusdinium trenchii, 732 nucleotides. Lineage: Eukaryota; Dinophyceae; Suessiales; Symbiodiniaceae. The record is from the annotation of a GenBank genome assembly.